This is a messenger RNA of Spinacia oleracea (spinach), 946 nucleotides long. RefSeq lists its product as uncharacterized. The transcript is spliced from 2 exons. NCBI's taxonomy places the organism in Eukaryota, Viridiplantae, Streptophyta, Magnoliopsida, Caryophyllales, Amaranthaceae. Bases 203 to 772 code for a protein of 189 amino acids. The record is from RefSeq and is a predicted model, not a curated record.
GACCGAGGUGGCGAGCAUCCCUCCUUCUGCCGGUUUUAGCUCAGAGGCGAAGGAUAAAAUCCUUGCCGAUGUGUAUGCGGCCAUCCCUGAGGAAUACGUGAGGUCACUCCCCGGGAUUGACUUGGGAUUCUUUGGGUCCAUUCAGUCUCUCGUCCUUGAUCUUUUCAUUCGCUGUGCCGAGAGUAGGAACUACCGCUUUGAUAUGCACAAAGAGAUGCUCAAGCACAAGGACCAGAUCGAGAAUCAUGAGCAAUAUGCUGAGAAGACGGCCAGGUUGAUCAACUGGGACGCGGAUAAGAAGAUUUCCCUGAAGACGGAAGAGCUGAAGAAGGCCGAGGGGGACGCUGAGAAAUAUGAAGAGAACCUGCGAGAACAUGAGGGGCGGCUUGUCGAGCUGAGAAAGGAGUACUCUUCCGUCUUAGAACGGGUGACUGACUUCUCUUCAAAGGUGAAUGCUCUGGAAGGUCAGCUCAAGGCCAUGCAGGGGAAGAUCGAGGCCGUGCGCAAGGAGGCUGCAAGCUCUUUUAAGUUGGGCGAGGAGUCCAUCUUGGAAAGUGCCCAAAAGGCGUGGGAUCAGUCUAUGGACGGGAAGGAUUUUUCCUGGUUCAAACGCCGUAUCUCCCACCAGAUAGCUGUUUCGACGGCUAGGCGCUUGGGCUUAGAUCCUCCCGAGUUUGUUAGUGACCGGGAGGAGGACGUCGAAGAAGAUGAGGUGAACUCCCCUGAAGGCCAGGACGUCCAGGACGGGAGUUCCAUUGCCCCUCUUCCUUGAGCAGGUUUUCUUGCAAUUGGUUUAGAUGACGCCGUGGGCGUUUGUAAAACUUUGGUGCCUUCGGGCAUUUAUUUGAUUUGGUUUGUUUGCGCUUUGGGCGCUAUGUAUAAACAGUCUGUGCCGUUGUGCACUGUAUUUUAAUUCUAUCAGUUCGGUACUGAUUUCUUAAAAUUU